Messenger RNA from Haemonchus placei, 336 nucleotides. NCBI's taxonomy places the organism in Eukaryota, Metazoa, Nematoda, Chromadorea, Rhabditida, Trichostrongylidae. The record is from the annotation of a GenBank genome assembly.
AUGGGACGACAUCAGCUGAAUAGCCUGAACAACUCGUUGACGGGUGGUGGAUUUAUGGCCGAUAUGAUGACGCAAAACAUUCUUAGUCAUCACAUGAUGAUGAACAUGAACUCCCAGAUCAAACAGGAAAUCCCAUCAGAAGAGCCGAAAGAAGAUAUGCAACCGACUGUCGGUGCACCAGAAAUCCUGAAUAUCAAGGAGUUGAAUCUGCCAUUCUUGAACAAUUUAUUUGGCUGUACCGAUGAGAACUCAGGUGUAAUCGAGGGUGAACUACCAGCAUCAGCGACAGCUUCCGAACAUGACCAAGAAAUGAAUCUCGGAAAUGUCGGAAACUGA